CUGUGGGUGCUGGGAGCCCAUCCGUGGGACGUGGAGGCUGGCCGUGCCAGGGGGACGGGGCUGUCCCCACCACGGUCCCUUGCACCUGCAGCGGGCCGUGCUGGCAGCCAAGGCCAGCCCUCGGGCAGCGGUUGGCCCCGGGGCUCCCCGGGGGGCUGCCCAUGCUAAUGAGCCCGGGGGCCUUAUGGCACCUGCUGGCUCCCGCGGGGACACAGCGGGGGACACAACGGGGACACGGAGCUCGCCUGCUGGCCCUGCCAUGCCCCGCUCCUUCCUGGUGAAGAAGCCCUCCAGCACCCGCGUCCCCAACUACAGCCAGCUCGCUUCCCGUGGCCCCCGCAGCCCGGGCACCCCCCUGAAGGACAACCAGACCCUCAACCGGCUGGGGGGGGCGGCCGAGGCGGGGGUCCCCAAGCCUUGCUGCCCCUUCCCGGGGCCGCCCCGGCGCUGGUUCAGCUGCGCGCGCUGCGCCAGGGCGUACGGCAGCCUGGGCGCCCUGAAGCUGCACAUCCGCACCCACACCCUGCCCUGCGUCUGCGGCCUCUGUGGCAAAGCCUUCUCCCGGCCCUGGCUGCUGCAGGGCCACCUCCGCACCCACACAGGGGAGAAGCCCUACGCCUGUCCCCACUGCAGCCGUGCCUUCGCCGACCGCUCCAACCUCCGUGCCCACCUCCGGACCCACUCGGGCGGCAAGAAGUACCGGUGCCGCGCCUGCGCCAGGACCUUCUCCCGCACGGCGCUGCUGGCACGGCACCAGGACGCGGGGUGCUGCGGGGCGGCCUGAGCCCACCCCCCCUGCACCCCGAGAG
Oxyura jamaicensis (ruddy duck) is the source of this 809-nucleotide messenger RNA. RefSeq names its product snail family transcriptional repressor 3 (gene SNAI3). The transcript has 3 exons. The record is from RefSeq and is a predicted model, not a curated record. Gene Ontology annotation, molecular function: DNA-binding transcription factor activity, RNA polymerase II-specific; RNA polymerase II cis-regulatory region sequence-specific DNA binding. Bases 185 to 784 code for a protein of 199 amino acids. Lineage: Eukaryota; Metazoa; Chordata; Aves; Anseriformes; Anatidae. Gene Ontology annotation, biological process: regulation of DNA-templated transcription.